Messenger RNA from Atta colombica, 1363 nucleotides. RefSeq lists its product as uncharacterized. The record is from RefSeq and is a predicted model, not a curated record. The transcript has 6 exons. NCBI's taxonomy places the organism in Eukaryota, Metazoa, Arthropoda, Insecta, Hymenoptera, Formicidae. Bases 234 to 1208 code for a protein of 324 amino acids.
UUCAUUUUGUAAUAAAUUGAUAUCUCCAAGCUGAGAAAGGAUUUAAUAGGAUAUGUUCGUCGAUUCAUGCAAAUCUCUAUAAAUCGCAUACGAUAUUAUCGAUGAAGAUACCAAAGCCAUUGACAUCAACGUGAUCAAUUCACAUCCGCGACAACGCAGAGAACUCUCGUCGUAAACUCGUCAUCGAUGUAAAGCUGGCAGAACGUUAUCGAAGAAUACGAACGGCAUGAAGAAUGGCAACCAAUUCUUCAAACACUCGUCAAGGCGUAAGGGCGAUCGCCACGACGACUACCGAUCCGCAGCGGAGCGAAAAACGCGCCGUCGCGGCACGGGGUGCCGCCGGCGCUCUGGCCCUGAGCGUCGUGGCUCUGGUCGUGCAAUCGGCGACCACUGCGACUCCCACCUGGGGAUACUUCACCAAUCCUGACGGUGGAACAGCCGCGGAGAAGGGUUACUUCGGACCAUGGAGACAAUGUAAACUUCUUCUUUAUGGACGUGAGUGGUGCGGCCAAAGUGUCUCCAGGUUCCAACCAGUGUUGGCUGUGUGGGUGGCGGGAUUAGCUGCCGCUGCCGCUUCUGCCCUUUUGGGGAUUCUGGUCGCUUUGGCUGUGCUUCAAUUAGCGAUGGCCUCUUCUGCGAAGCGAGUUGUAAUUUCGUACAGUACUGCCUUAAUAGGCAAAGUCGCUCUUGCUACAUUAGCAACGGCAUUAUCGAUUGUAGCAGCGAGCCUCUUUGCUCUGCAAACAGAUGAUCGAGCUAAUAGUUUUGUCAUCACAAGAGGAGAAGCUUUUUAUAUGCAGUUGGCUGCCAUCGCUUUGAACUUUGGUGUACUAGUUUCUGCCAUUUACGAGGGUAUUUACGCCCGAAGAGGUGGCGAUCCGACUAAGAUUAGGGUUGUCACGGAUCCUCGUGGAGCUACUAUAAAUAAUCCAGGAUAUCGGGAAUAUCAUCAACCCACGAACGGUGGCACGAUCUCGAUGACAGACGCCAGCGGCAAGCCAUAUGUCGGUGGGGCCGGAAAUGGAUCGACGGCUUCGGUAGCGACUUCCAGUAGCGUGACUAGCACAGCCUCGCCCCUUAGGAGUUCUCUGAAGAAGCCCAAACCUCUUGGCAUUCAUAAUCCUGGCUUCUCGGCACACAGCCCGACCUUGUCAAGGAACGGCUCGCAAAAGAAAGUGCGUAUACAGACGCAUUCAACAGAAGUUUAACUUUGACGCUCUUUUGGCACGUGCGCGUUGUCAGCAUGAGCAUUUGCUACGUGAUUGCAGUAUCGUCAUCGUUCAAGGCUGUUACGACAGGAAAUUGAAUGGUGAUGACAAGACAUCUACUCAAAGUAGUUCCAUGUGCAUGUUCCAUUAACGGU